Nothobranchius furzeri (turquoise killifish) is the source of this 938-nucleotide messenger RNA. It is a transcript of the gene dynll2b, whose product is annotated as dynein, light chain, LC8-type 2b. Gene Ontology annotation, biological process: microtubule-based process. Gene Ontology annotation, cellular component: cytoplasmic dynein complex. The record is from RefSeq and is a predicted model, not a curated record. NCBI's taxonomy places the organism in Eukaryota, Metazoa, Chordata, Actinopteri, Cyprinodontiformes, Nothobranchiidae. Gene Ontology annotation, molecular function: dynein intermediate chain binding.
GAGUGAUGCAUUCUGGGUUGAAAUAAAAUGCAGGAACUCUCCGCCAGUCACAAAUCACUUCGAGCAGGGCGGAGGCAUUUCUGGAGCCAAUCAGAGAGCAGGAUAGACGUGGGGGGAGGAGCGUACAAACCACGCGUCCUUUCAUAAAUGAAGGAAAAGCUAGGUAGCUUUUUGUAACCUGCCCCUCUAAUUAUUUAAACUUCGCAGAGACACGCAGUGAUUGAGCCAUCAUGUCUGACAAGAAGGCAGUGAUUAAGAAUGCAGACAUGUCUGAAGAAAUGCAGCAGGAUGCAGUGGACUGUGCCAUGCAGGCCAUGGAGAAGUACAACAUUGAGAAGGAUAUUGCUGCCUAUGUCAAAAAGGAGUUUGACAAGAAGUACAACCCCACAUGGCACUGCAUUGUUGGGAGGAACUUUGGCAGCUAUGUGACACAUGAAACUAAACAUUUCAUCUACUUCUACCUGGGUCAAGUGGCUAUUCUGCUGUUCAAGUCGGGCUGAAACCUCGCAUCUGUGCCACAUUGUGUAUUUGAUGCCGCCCUUGUGCAGACAUGCCUACCUCCUGGUUUCCUGCUCACUUCAGUUACGUUGUGCCAUCUGCAACAUUUACAUCGAUGGACGGUGCUUUAGUUUAGCCAUGUCUAGACUGGUGACUCAUCUUUCAUUCAAAUGCUACAAUAAUGCUGAUUCUGAUAGCUUUUAGCUAGCAUUCAUAUGCAGCAUCAGUUAUGACUUAUAUUCUGGAUUUGUGUUUUUGUUUGCUGCAUCAUGCAAGCCUGUCAAGUUAUUUCAUAUAAUUAUUUUUUGUAAAGUAACUUAUUUUCAUUGCAUUAAAAUAAGCAACAGGUUUUUGUCAAAUGCCUUUUCUGUGACAACUAAGUGACUGAAAAAUACUGAGACUGUUGCUAAACUUAAUAAAAACAGUGACUUGUUAAGAGA